Molecule: messenger RNA, 771 nt
Organism: Glarea lozoyensis ATCC 20868
Lineage: Eukaryota; Fungi; Ascomycota; Leotiomycetes; Helotiales; Helotiaceae
Exons: 2
Coding region: 1-771 (256 amino acids)
Source: RefSeq, a predicted model, not a curated record
AUGGCAACUCCCACAGAAGGAAUCCAGAAGUACUUCAACUUCACAAAGCUACCAAUCGAAUUACAACUCGCGAUUAUCCACCUCACAUAUGAGCCUCAAAUUAUCGUUCUUGAAACCAAUUAUAAGGCCAUAACAGUACCACGUAACGUAACACCAGCACCCGUUUCUCUACACGUCAACCGCCUAUGGCGAGAGGAAGCAUUGAAGUUUUACGAAUUGCUGAGCUACGAGGACAUACCAGAACUCUUCCCAGACGAAACAACCAAAAAGCUUGCCUUAGAAACAUUGCCUCGAGUCUAUAUGAACUUAGCGACGGACAAUAUCAAAUUAUCUCCUCAUCCUCUAGAUCUGGAUGACGCGAUUCGCUUUAAUCAAGGAAAUCCAGAGAAAACAAAUCUCGGUGGUUUUGAAGAAUGCAAGGGAACCAUCGCUUCGGGUUACGGUGGCUAUUCGAAGGCUCUACAAAAUCACAUGUUUAAUCUCGAACACAUGGAAUUGGCGGCACUGUUACAUAAUAUACGGGAGAUGGUAUUUAUAGGACGCCAGGGUUAUGAAUCGGAAGAUCAUGUGAAAGAGUUGAUACGCUAUUAUGAGCAACAUAAGGCAAGAUAUAAGCACUACUUCACAAUCACUGAAAUUGGAUAUAUCAAGCAGGGUGUGGGCUUCGUUGUAACAGCAUCUAGUGAAAGACCACUUGUUGGUCAUAGACUAGGACGUAUUGACAAUGUUGUUAUUGAGAGAUUAAAAGCAUAUGGCUGGUUUCAGGGUUGA